Molecule: messenger RNA, 1466 nt
Organism: Fusarium oxysporum Fo47
Lineage: Eukaryota; Fungi; Ascomycota; Sordariomycetes; Hypocreales; Nectriaceae
Product: pectin lyase fold/virulence factor
Exons: 7
Coding region: 1-1434 (477 amino acids)
Biological process (GO): carbohydrate metabolic process
Molecular function (GO): polygalacturonase activity
Source: RefSeq, a predicted model, not a curated record
AUGCGCUCCUUGCAAAUUAUUUCGGUGCUUGGGGCACUGUUUCUCACCACUGUUCAAGCCGUGACUCUCCCAGCUGGAGUACCCCGCGAUAUUUCAGAGUUCAGAGAUAAACAUCCCUACGCUCCACCCAAGCAUGAACACCGCAGAAUCAUCCGGAUUCGGGCAUCCACAAAUAACGCAGAUGAUGUGUCGGAUGAGUUCAGGAGGGGUGUACGCAAAGCAAAUGGCGGAGGAACCUUGCAUCUAGCCAAGGGAAAGACAUAUGUCAUAGGUAAAGCUCUUGACUUGACUGGACUGGAAGACAUUCACAUUAACCUAGAGGGUGAGAUACGAUUCACUGAUGACGUUGAGUACUGGCAAGAGAAUGCCUGGUACCAUCCAUUUCAGAAGUCGAUCAUGUUCUGGAAGUGGGGAGGAAAGGACAUUAAAAUCUACGGCAAUGGUGUCAUUGAAGGCCAAGGGCAACGGUGGUGGAAUGAGUUCGAGUCUGGAACUGGUUCUAUUCUAAACCCUGACAACAAAUACUAUCGCCCCAUUCUGUUCUACGCCGAAAACACCACCAACUUGGAUGUUUCCGGAAUUCAUUUGAAGGACUCACCCUGCUGGAAUAACUUCAUCGUCAGCUCCAACAACGUCAAGUACACAGACGUUGUCGCAACCGCACUGUCCAACAACGGCAGUAUCAUUCCCAAGAAUACUGAUUUCAUGAACACCAUGAAUACCUCAGCUGUGCGAAUUGAGAGAACCUGGGUCAACAUUGACGACGACUGCUUCUCGCCGAAGCCGAAUAGCUCCGACCUUUACGUAAAUACCAUGUAUUGCAAUGGCACUCACGGCCAGUCCAUGGGAUCGCUUGGUCAGUACAAAGGCGAGGUCUCUAAUGUCUACGACGUGCACAUUGAGAAUGUUUGGAUGAUGAACGGAGAUUACUCGGCAGCUCGUAUCAAAGUUUGGGCUGGUGAGGAAACCGGCACAGGGUUCGUCAACAACGUAACCUUCAAAAACUUCUGGGUCGCUAGAAUGGACUACGGCAUCUUCCUCGACUCAUGCUACUUCAAUAUCUCAGCCGAAGAAUGCAAUGCUCACCCGUCAGGCAUGCAAAUAACCAACAUACACUUUGAGAACUUUACUGGGUACACAUCUGGUGUUUAUGGCAAUGCUGUAGCUAGGCUGUCAUGCUCAGCUGCUGAAGAUGCUAUUUGUGCAAACAUCACGGUCAAAGACUUCAAUGUCAAGACUCCUUGUGGCGGAGACCCUGUCAUUAUCUGUGAUGGGAUGCACGGGGAUAUUGGCGUUGAUUGCGUGCCGUAUGAUAGUGACGAGGCGAAAGCGGCGUUGAACGCAAAGUGCAAGACUCCCAUGGCGGCGAUUGACACGGAUCCUUGGGGCAGUGGACUUAUUGAGAAGAUGAAGGGCGCUUUCCAUCCACAGUAGAUAUCACAGUCAAGGAAAGUUUGCAAUGGGAG